Molecule: messenger RNA, 1640 nt
Organism: Microtus ochrogaster (prairie vole)
Lineage: Eukaryota; Metazoa; Chordata; Mammalia; Rodentia; Cricetidae
Gene: Camk2n1
Product: calcium/calmodulin dependent protein kinase II inhibitor 1
Biological process (GO): negative regulation of protein kinase activity
Molecular function (GO): protein kinase binding; calcium-dependent protein kinase inhibitor activity
Source: RefSeq, a predicted model, not a curated record
GGGCCGUCCCCGGCCGGCCAUCCCCGGCCCCAGCGCCGCUGACCCUGUCCUCCGCGGGCGGGGACGCGGGCGGAGGAGGUGCCGCCUCGGAGCCCCCGGACGCGACCAUGUCGGAGGUGCUGCCCUACGGCGACGAGAAGCUGAGCCCCUACGGCGACGGCGGCGACGUGGGCCAGAUCUUCUCGUGCCGCCUGCAGGACACCAACAACUUCUUCGGCGCCGGGCAGAACAAGCGGCCGCCCAAGCUGGGCCAGAUCGGCCGGAGCAAGCGCGUUGUUAUUGAAGAUGAUAGGAUUGAUGACGUGCUGAAAAAUAUGACCGACAAGGCACCUCCUGGUGUCUAACUGCCCCAAAGACAAUGAGUUGAGGGAAAGAAAAAGAAGAGUGGCGGGCCGUAACAGUUAUUGACAAAAGCAUGAGGAGGAGAAAGCACUUUGAAAUUUAUUAUUAGAUUGCUACCUACGAUGAAAUCAACAACCUGUGUCUCAUGUCAGGCCGGGAGACAGAUGAGGUGGGAGAAGGAGGAGGAGGAAGAGGAGGAGGAGGAGGAAGAGGAGGAGGAGGAGAAGGCUCUGGGCUCCUCUACAAAAAUAAAAGUUAAAAAAAAACCGACAUAAAAAAAUCACUAUAUACACACAUAUAAAGAAAAAAGUCUCAGUUGCAGCUAUUUGUCAGAAUCAAUACCUGUUUCUUUUUAUAUAUGGUAAAUAUUGUGCAAUUAUAGAUCUGGAGUUUGAACCACUUCCUGAAGCAGCACCGAGUACUUGAAGGUGCUUGCCGUCUCUGCUGAUUUGGCUGUUCCCAAUGUUUACAUUAUUUAAUCUUGCAAAAAUGAUUCUGUGCACUUGGAUGUGACAUGCUGUCCCGUUUUAUUAUUUUUUAAAAAUGUUGUUUAUUCUUGGAUGUACAAAAGAAAUCGGGGAAAACGAUCUCUGUAGAAACCGUUCUACUUGGGUCACCUUCUGGAGUUCUCGGAUAUGUGUUUCGGAGCAGAAGGGAACUUUUCUGUGGACCGACGCUGAAGGAGAAUCCUUGUCUUAUUUUAAAGAGGUGGACUGUGCAGCUUGUGUUUCCUUGUUGCAGUAAAGCUUUUUGCCCAGGUUAAACUCCAACAACACGUUUUAUAUGUCAGAAAGAAAAAAAAAAGACAAAGAAAAAUAAUGCUUGAGUAUUUUCUAACCUCCCCUGGAGUCUGUUGUGUGAGCCCCCUCUUUCCUUCCCAUACAGUGUGUCACUUUAUUCUCUUUAAUGAACUGUAAAAAACAAAAAAAAUCAAAUGUAAUCACAAGAGUGCCAAAUAUCCUGAAACGCCAAAAGGCAUUUUGGUUUCUUUUUUCCCCUGUGCUCUGAGUCCUUGUGCAGGAAUGCUCGGAGUGUCAAUCCUGUUGUUUAUAGGGGUUCUCUUAAGGCUCGCCAGUUGCCUGUUUGCAUGGUAUUUGCAAAAAAAAAUGCCUCUUGCGUGAGGAACUUUUACCAUCUUUUUUUUUUUUUUUUUGGUUUGUUUGCAACUUUGGACCUCAAGGGGUCCCCACCCCCAGUUCCUUCUUUUCUUGGUUCCACAUUCUGUAUGUUGCACCUUGAACCCGCACACAGGGCUAUUUCUCCAAUGUACAAUAAAGAACUCUUCCUGUGUCUCUCUC